Messenger RNA from Lactuca saligna, 654 nucleotides. Lineage: Eukaryota; Viridiplantae; Streptophyta; Magnoliopsida; Asterales; Asteraceae. The record is from the annotation of a GenBank genome assembly.
AUGGAUGUUGGAGAUAAUAAGUUAACGGGACCCAUCCCUCAAUGUUUCCAGAAGUUGGAAGGAAUGAUGGGAGGCAACUCCAAUCUUUAUUUUCCCGGUGGGUUCGAGCAGAGUUUGGUUCAGGUAAUGAGAGGAGUCCAAGUCGAUUACACAACCAUAAUGCUAUACGUUAUCAACAUGGACCUUUCCAGCAAUAAUCUGGUUGGGGAAAUACCUGAAAACUUGCUACUUCUUUCUGGAUUGUUGGGUCUUAACUUGUCAAACAAUCACCUCACGGGUCGGAUUCCUGAUAGAUCGAGUAUAUCAUCAUUGACGUUUCUUAGUCAUCUGAAUUUGUCAAACAACAACUUAUCAGGGCGAAUUCCAACAGGAAGUCAGCUCCAGACGCUCAUUGAUCCAUCCAUUUAUGCUGGCAAUAGCGAGCUUUGUGGUAGUCCACUAUUGGUCAACUGCAAUCGUGAUCAAGUCCCAGAAAAUGGUGGAAAUGCUCAGGAAGAUGAAGGCGAUGAUGAUUCUGAGAAGAUAUGGAUUUACUCUGCAACUAGCGGUUUCACGACGGGGUUUCUGGGAAUUUUGGGGAUUCUGGCGCUUAAGGACAGGUGGAGAGUUGCUUUAUUUAAUUUUAUUGGAGGUUGCAUUGGCAUGAAACUGUGA